Messenger RNA from Artibeus jamaicensis (Jamaican fruit-eating bat), 2014 nucleotides. It is a transcript of the gene BID, whose product is annotated as BH3 interacting domain death agonist. The transcript has 6 exons. Gene Ontology annotation, biological process: positive regulation of release of cytochrome c from mitochondria; positive regulation of extrinsic apoptotic signaling pathway; positive regulation of intrinsic apoptotic signaling pathway. The coding region runs from base 253 to 867 and encodes 204 amino acids. Lineage: Eukaryota; Metazoa; Chordata; Mammalia; Chiroptera; Phyllostomidae. Gene Ontology annotation, cellular component: mitochondrion; cytoplasm; cytosol. The record is from RefSeq and is a predicted model, not a curated record.
CCUUUCGCUGGUGCCACAAGUGUCUGUUGUUGGCUUGGACGUGCGACCGCGGCGCAAGAGGCCAGGCGAGGGGCUUUCCCGGCCCUGCACUUCUCGCUCGGGGCGCCUCGGGCAUCCCCGGAGCUCCCUCAGAGCCGGCAGUUCCUCGCGAGAAACCCUGGACUCACCCCUGCGUCGCCGGGGUCAGCUGCCACCCUCCCCAGGCUGCUGCUGGACGCCUGUGUCUGGACUCCAGUUGUACCACCAGCCGCCAUGAAUUGUCAGGUCCGCAAUGGUCCUAGCCUCGGGGGUGAGCACGUCACAGAUCUGCUGGUGUUCAGCUUCCUCCAGCUCGGGCCCAGCCACAACUUCCAGGAGGAGCUGAAGAGGCUGGGCCACACCCUGCCUGCGCCCGAGGGCCACACCCUGCCUGUGCUCCAGGGGUCCCAGGAGCACAGUGAGGAGGAGCUGCAGACAGACGGCAGCCGGUGCAGCCGCUUUGCCCUGGAGGGCCAGGACAGAGGUUCUGAGACUCAGGAGGAUGUCAUCCGGAACAUCGCCCAGCAGCUCGCCCGGAUCGGGGAUGUGAUGGACCGCAGGGUCCCCUCGAGUCUGGUGGACCACCUGGUGGUGCAGCUGAGGGACGGGAGCCUGUCAGAUGAAGGCCGGAGGGCGUGCCUGGCCAGCGCGGUGAACCAGGUCUUGCAGGCCUGCCCUAGAGACCUGGAAGAGGAGAAGAUGAUGCUGCUGGUGACCAUGCUGCUGGCCAGGAGGGUGGCCAGUCACACUCCGUCCUUGCUGCCCGAGGUCUUCCACACAACAGUGAAUUUUAUUAACCAGAACCUGCUCACCUGUGUGAGAAACUUAGUCAGAAAUGAGAUGGACUGACGGUGGCUGCAGAUGGUCUGGUCGGUACCUGCAUCCUGUGGAGACGGAGCCCAACCAUGUACACAAAGCUCCUAGAGCAGAUGGACUCAGGGUAACAACAGCUGUUCCUCGCCGUUUGAAAGGUGAUGCUUGAAGCUGGUGCCCCACUUGGAAGUCUCCCUGUUGAUUUACUUGAAUGAAAAUGGCAACAUGCACAUAUUCAGACGAAUUUGAUCUCAUCUUACAAAUCUAUGUGCUGUGCCUUUAUCUUUUUGACCAGUGUGGGUCCCCACUGGAAAACUAAAGUUAAAAGAAGAUUAUAAGACAGAAGAUAAAAAACACACUUAAUGUUUUUUGUCUAAAACAAAACACUUUAUUAAAGCGCAGCCUUGGAGUACAGUCUUACAGUGGUGUUGUGUGUGAGAGACCAAGACCCGGACAUGGGCCUCACGUGCCCCUUACAGAUAAAAAUCCCCGCAGAUCAGGGUGCAUAGUGAUGCUUAGGAAGGACUAGUCUUCCUGUUUAAAAACCACAUAACACAGGGGAGUCUAGAUUCAGAACGUGUUGAAUGUUUUCAACUUGAUUUCCUUUUAUCAGAGUCAAGGAAAAUCGCAGGCAAACAAAAGGUGUGGAAGGGACUUAUGGGCCCAUGUCAUCCAGUUUCCAAAAUCAAGUAACUGCAGACACGUGUCUCUGUAAGAAGUCCAAGGGUUUGAUAAAGUUUUCAAAGUGCUGGAGCACCAGAAACUAUUGCAUAUAUUCCAUGUGAACUGUCUGCUUGUAAUCUUGUGUUUUCACUUUCCAGCCACAGCCCUCAGUUCCUCCAAGCUUUAGAGACUGUAUCAGGAGAGAGCAGGUUCUUCUAGGCAUAAAAAAAUGACAAAACAUCUAAAAAUUCAACAGUUAAAGUGCCUUUUCUAGUGACACAAAAUCAGAUCUCUCAGGGACCUUGGGCGUGUGUGUAUUUAGCAGUGGUGCCAUGCUGCCUGUGACUCCCAGCAAGUGUUCCCUAGAGUCCCGUUUACACGUGUGACCAUGGAUGCCAGUCUGUGUCAUGCAUGUGACCCUUGCUCCAUGCUAACACCCUUGUUGCUGUGAACAUGACACUCUGGAGAAGCUUGUGAACAAGAGUGAUGAAGUACCAAUAAACGAUUCCUGUUACCAAAU